AAAACCUAAAAAUAUUUAUAAUAUUAAUUAUUAUGGGUAUUGGAAGCACAUCACUCCCACACAUAACAUCCUACCAACAACGACAUCAACUACAACUAGCAACAACGUUUCCUGCGGAGAAAGGAUUCCAUACCAAUGUUCAAAGCAACAGUUCCUUUGUUGUCCAGAGCUGGAUAGAGAGAGAGAGAGAGAGACAGACAAAGGCAUAUACCCUCAAUUCACACAAAUCCCAGACAACAAAAUCUCAAAAAGAACUAAAAAAUUAAAAAUAAAUAAAAUAAAAACUAAGAUCUGAGAGAGAAAGAGAGAGAGUCGCCGGAAAUGCAGCCGCCGGUACGGCCUCCGUCGACAUUCCGGCAGUAAACCCAUCAUCCAAAAUGCGAGAAAGUGAAAACGAAACCAUCAUCGAAGACAACAAGAAGAAGCAGCUAGAUGAUGAAGAGAGUGAUGAAGUCAUUAUACUAAUCCCACCACCACCGUCUACGGCGGCUGGCCGCCCCCGAUCACGGCGAGUCUCCCCAACAACCACCACCACCGGAGUGAACCAAGUAGAGAAAGCCCUACCCAACGGGGAUCUCUACAGAGGCACAUUCUGGGGCAAAGUCCCCCACGGCAAGGGCAAGUACCUGUGGUCCGACGGUUGCAUGUACGAAGGCGAGUGGAAGCGAGGCAAAGCCAACGGCCAUGGGCGCUUCUCCUGGCCCUCCGGCGCCACCUACGAGGGCCACUUCAAAGCCGGCCGAAUGGACGGCAUCGGCACCUUCUUCGGCUCCGACGGCGACUCCUACAUCGGCUCCUGGUACUCCGAUCGCAAACACGGCUUCGGCGAGAAACACUACGCUAAUGGCGAUGUCUAUGUUGGUUCAUGGAGGUCGAAUUUGCAGGAUGGUGAUGGUAGGUAUGUUUGGAGGAAUGGGAAUGAGUACAUUGGGGAGUGGAGGAAUGGGGUUAUUUCGGGUAAGGGGGUUUUGAUUUGGGCUAAUGGGAAUCGAUAUGAAGGGAAUUGGGAAGAUGGUGUUCCUAAAGGAAAUGGGGUUUUUGCUUGGCCAGAUGGGAGUUCUUAUACUGGGAUUUGGGGUGAUAAUUUGCAUAAUCGGCAGCCUGAGCAGCCGUGUUUCGUGUUGCCGCCGUCCAGGAAGAGAUCGUCGGUGGACGGUGGGAGGGGUAGUUUGGCUGAGAGGAAUGUCAAUUUUCCCAGAAUUUGUAUAUGGGAAUCUGAUGGUGAAGCUGGGGAUAUUACUUGUGAUAUUGUAGACAAUGUGGAGGCUUCAAUGUUUUAUAGAGAUGGGAUUGGGGUUGGGAGUGAAUCUCCUUGUGGAGGAGCUCCUGCUGGGCAGUUGAGGAAGAGUCCUUGUUGGUAUGAAGGCUCUGAUGUCAAGAAACAAGGGCAGAUGAUAUCCAAGGGACAUAAGAAUUAUGAAUUGAUGCUUAAUCUCCAACUGGGUAUCAGGUUGAUUAUUGGAUUGGAUUCUUUUGCUUUUGCUUUUUCAUCUGUUGCAUCUGUUGACGUUAUUUGGGUAUUGGGUUUUUGUUGGUUGGUUUUGUGUUUUGUGAGAUUCUUAUUGAUUUGUAGAUACUCUGUUGGGAAGCAUGCGUCCAUUACACGGGCACUUAAGCCAGCGGAUUUUGAUCCCAAGGAGAAGUUCUGGACUAGGUUUCCAACUGAAGGAUCGAAAUGCACGCCGCCACACCAGUCAGUGGACUUCAGAUGGAAGGACUACUGUCCCAUGGUGUUUAGACAUCUUAGGGAAAUGUUUGCAAUAGAUCCUGCGGAUUACAUGCUGGCUAUUUGCGGAAGCGAUGCCCUUAGGGAACUGUCUUCCCCUGGCAAGAGUGGAUGUUUGUUCUACCUAACACAAGAUGAUCGAUUUAUGAUCAAAACUGUGAAGAAAUCUGAAGUUAAGGUGCUUAUACGUAUGCUUCCAAGUUACUACCAACAUGUUUAUCAGCACAAAAACUUCUUGGUGACAAAGUUCUUUGGCGUGCAUUGUGUUAAACCGGUGGGAGGUCAAAAGACCCGAUUUGUUGUAAUGAGCAAUCUGCUCCACUCGGAGUACCGUAUCCAUAAACGGUUUGACCUGAAGGGAUCAUCAUAUGGCCGCACAAUUGAUAAACCUGAAGGGGAAAUUGAUGAGACUACCACACUCAAAGACUUAGAUCUGAAUUUCGUCUUUCACCUGCAACGGUCUUGGUUUGAAGAGCUUAUCAGACAAAUUGAUAGAGACUGCGAAUUCUUGGAAGCAGAGGGAAUCAUGGACUACAGCCUUUUGAUUGGUAUUCACUUCCGCGAUGACUACUCCAGUGAUGGCACGGAUGUGUCACCUUUCAAUAUGCAUUCAGAUAAAAAUGACACACAUCAAGAUGAUAAGUUAAAUCGAGGAUGUGAUUUUAAAGAAGAGCUGCAGGAUAAGGAUUGGAUUCUAGAUGGAUGGAAGCCAUUUAUCCGGUUAGGUGCAAAUAUGCCGGCAAGGGCUGUCCGCGUGUCGAGGAUGGAAUUUGAUCAUUACACAGGCAGUGGAAGUAGCAGUUCAACCCCUUCACCGGGCGGUGGCGGUGGUGAGAUCUGUGAUGUAGUCCUGUACUUUGGUAUCAUUGACAUCCUCCAAGAUUAUGAUAUCACCAAAAAACUAGAACAUGCAUACAAGUCCUUGCAAGUGGACCCCACCUCCAUUUCGGCCGUUGAUCCAAAGCUCUAUUCAAAAAGAUUCAGAGAUUUCAUAAACAGAAUCUUCGUCGAAGACCAUCAAUAAUGGGGGAAAAAAAGUAGAACAACAUCAAGCUGAAUCGAUUGUCAUUAAAUUUUGGGUUAUUCCCCAAAGAACAGGAUGGUGGGAUUGUCAAUCUCCGGGAGGCCAUGAAAGCCAGCAACUACACAGCCAAGCGUCUUGUUGGCUUUUCAUAGGAAUUGGGGUUUUUUGUGGCUGAAUUUUUGAGAUCAGCCAUGAUGAUGGAGAGAGAGUGCGACUUCUGUAAUUUUUUUAAUUUUUUUUUUCUAAUAUAUUGUUUUGUGGGGGAAUGAACAGCUGAAUAUAGGAAACAUAGAAAUGCUUCCCUUUGGAGGGAAAAGAAUAAUGUGUACAGUUAAGAGAAAGAUGGGUAAUGAACUGAAAAGAAUUUUUUUGAUGGAUUUUUUUUUUUUUUUUUUGGGGGGGGGAUAAAGAAAUUUGAAAAGAAAAUGGUCCCUACCUGUGCAAGAAAGAAAAGAACAUCUCAAGAGUCUGAAUCUGAAUUCUGUAUGUGUGUGUGUGUCUGUGUUGCAGAAUUGUUUUGUUGUUUUUUGGUCUGGGCUCUUUAGCGCAUUCAAAUUGGGUCUUUAGCUUUAUUUUUUUGUUUGGCAGCAUGGAAAGCAUGAAAAGAAGAGAAAGCACAAGAGGAGAGAUGUGGAAGGGUGUUUCCUUGUAUUCUCUCUCUUUCUUUCUUCUGUUGAAGUUUGGAAAGUUGGGGCUGUAAUUAUUGAAUUUAAGCUCUCUUUUUUUUGCUUC
Messenger RNA from Camellia sinensis, 3482 nucleotides. RefSeq names its product phosphatidylinositol 4-phosphate 5-kinase 1. Gene Ontology annotation, biological process: phosphatidylinositol phosphate biosynthetic process. Gene Ontology annotation, molecular function: 1-phosphatidylinositol-4-phosphate 5-kinase activity; ATP binding. Gene Ontology annotation, cellular component: plasma membrane. Lineage: Eukaryota; Viridiplantae; Streptophyta; Magnoliopsida; Ericales; Theaceae. The record is from RefSeq and is a predicted model, not a curated record.